This is a messenger RNA of Closterium sp. Naga37s-1, 1299 nucleotides long. NCBI's taxonomy places the organism in Eukaryota, Viridiplantae, Streptophyta, Zygnematophyceae, Desmidiales, Closteriaceae. The record is from the annotation of a GenBank genome assembly.
AUGCCGAUCUUAUUGGCCGUCGUUCUCUCCAUUCGGUGUGUUUCAUUUUGCAAUGUGGUGUUUGACGACGGGUUCACGUGCAAGCGGGCGCUGCUAGCGAGGCGCACAGCUCUGGAUGACAUGUACCAGGGCGUUCCAACUCAUGCACUACCCCCUGCUCCGUGGUUCACAGCAAAGCCCAUUUACUGCGAUGGCAUGAAGCUGCCCUGCUCCAUUCGGGCAGCUACAAUUUUCGACGUGCGCCCGUCCACGGGACUGCCAGCCAGUGUCGUUGCCCAGUUAAGAGAAAAGGAGGAGGGAGCAGCAAAGCUUCGCAGAGGGGAUGGCGCAGGGGUGAAUGCUGGAGUAGGAGGAGGAAUUUUCCACGCCAGUAGUAAACAGCAAAGUGGCCGUUUAGGGGCAGGUUUUGCUGCUGGCGUUGCUAGUAGCAACGGUGCAGGUGGUGAUGGAGGAGAGGAAGGAGGGGGAGGGGAAGGCGGCAUUCUUGACAGGGCCCUGGAGGAGAACAGUUCGGAUGCAAUGGAGGGGGUCACUGUGAACGGGGACAAUCUGUCAGGGCUGCAUGGAUCAGGCAUGGCUCCUCGGCGUGCUCGUGGCCCUGGUGGCAAUUCCCGGGGUUCUGCUGGUCGGCGUGUGGUGGACUGGGAUGCUCCCGUUUCUGAGGCCAGUGAGGGGGUGGUCGAACGGUUCGGAACUGCUUCUGAGCCAGAGGUACUCGCAGCCGCAGCUGCUGCAGCGGUAGCAAAAGCUGUUGGCAUGCCUGUGGCUCCGGCUUCUGCUGUUAUUCCUGGCAGUAUGGUGGCAAUAGAAGGGGCUCCCCCGGGGGCACCGUUAGUAGCACUCGUGCCUGUAGUCACAGAUGGCGAGGAUGGGCUGGCAGGAAGCAGGGGCGAGGGAGAAGAAAUCACUGAGGAUCUCCGGGAUGUUUUGCAGAAGGUCAGGGAAGGCAAGAGAAAAGCUCGGCCGAGCGUUUGGGAAAGAAUAGGACGAUCUGGAGAAGGUGGAGAGGAGGGCGAGAUGGGUAGUGAAGGAGAUGAAGAGGAUCGGGUGGUCGAUGAUGGGAAGGGCGGGGGGAGUGUGCUGGAAGGGAGGCUAGGGUUGGAGGGAAAGAAGAGGAUGGUUCGUGAUGCCGGCGGCACCAACCGUCUGUUCUUGAAAAGUGUUGCGUCAUUGCACAAUGGUUCGGAGGGUUCACGGGUACCUGGCACGGUGGUUGAAAAGAAGCGACCUUCUCGAAGUGUGAAGCAAAGGCUUGGAAGCAAGGUGGUGGUUCCGCAUGCUCUAAGUGAAGUGGAGUAA